Hirsutella rhossiliensis is the source of this 1059-nucleotide messenger RNA. RefSeq names its product MULE transposase domain-containing protein. The transcript has 3 exons. The record is from RefSeq and is a predicted model, not a curated record. NCBI's taxonomy places the organism in Eukaryota, Fungi, Ascomycota, Sordariomycetes, Hypocreales, Ophiocordycipitaceae. Gene Ontology annotation, biological process: regulation of DNA-templated transcription. Bases 1 to 1059 code for a protein of 352 amino acids.
AUGGAGUCGGUUUAUUACCGCGAAUUCGAUACCAAAGAGGCUGCCCAAGCUGCCUGUCACGCCGUCGCCAAGGCCCAAGGCUUCGCCUUAGUCAUACGAUCGGGGAGGGCCAGCGCCUGCUAUAUGACUUGCUCAAAGGCAGGCGAGUAUCGCGAUAACACUGACCCGGGCGCCCACAAGACGAAAAGCCGGCCUAAUCAGUCUACGCAGAGUGCCGUCUCCUCCUCACGCGACCACGACCACCCUUUUACGCCUGCUGUCACGCACAGUGGUUAUCGCGCAGAGCUCAUCGCCGAGCAUCACGGUCAUAUCGUUCGCCUCUAUAAUACUGGUCUCAAGCCGUUCCAAAUUGCUACCCACCUGCGCGGCCUAGCCCUCAUCAAGAACCCCGACCUUAAGUUCAUAACGGGGCAGCAUAUCCGCAACGCUAUUGCUGCCUACCGCGUCAGGGAGCUCGCUGGCCGCACGCCCCUUCAAUUCCUCUACGAUCAGCUCAAGGACUUAUCCCUCGGCUUCUUCUUCCGCGAUACACGCGACCAGGAAGGGCGGCUGACCGACCUCUUCAUCGCACCGCGCACCGGCAUUGAGCUUUGGCGGCGUUUUCCAAAUAUUCUCCUUUUGGACUGCACGUACAAGACCAAUAGGUUCAAGAUGCCUCUUCUCAAUACGUGUGGAUCAACCUCAGAAAAGACCUUCUCUGUAGCCUCUGUCUUCCUUAGCGGAGAGGCAGAGCCGCAAUACCGCUGGGCGCUGCAAUGCCUACUUGACCUAGCAGCAGAGGAAGGCAUUCCAUUGCCUCGGGUCAUAGUCACUGACCGUGAGCUUGCCCUCAUGAAUGCCCUUGUUUCCUUCUCAGAGCUUGCACCAGUAAUUCACUUAUUAUGCCGCUGGCAUAUCAACAAGAACGUUCUUGCCCAAAGCAAGCAGUACUUUCCUAAGGCAACAAAGGACGAGUGGAACGAGCUCAUCAACGCGCCUGAUGAAGCUACAUACGAUAUACGACUUCAGGCGUUCACGGCUCAGACCAUCACCCAAAGGCGGCAGUGGAUUAUGCGGUAA